UCGACAACAGCAACGUUAGAGCUGGUAAAAACGAGCGAACUGUCUGUAUUUUUCGAGCAAAAGUUUGCGAGAGUACUAAAUAAGUGGUCCUGUGGUGUUAUCUUGACAAAUACAGGCUUGCCGGUGUGACAGAAGGUUAGAAGUUGGGCCUCGCUCUCCAUAAGCACUUCUGACGAUGGAGAGAACAAGUAUAGCCACACAGGCACGAAAGUUUCAGAAAGUAGCUAGAAGGAAACAGGUGGAAUUGAGGCAUGAAUCUGAGGUUUAUGGAAAAUCGGCAGAGGAGUUAGACGAAAUCGGCAAGCAGUUUUUUGAGCAAGGUCAGUUAAGCGCAGCCCACAAACAUUUUAUUGCAUCCCUCAAAAAAAAAGCUAAUCCGAAUGUCAUGUUCCGUACGGCCAGUUGCCUUUUAGAGUUGGCGCGACCACAAGAGGCUAAACAGUAUCUGAAACAAAGCUGUGAGUUGGCGCCAGAUUCUCAGCCAGAAAAAUGGCUGACCCUCGGAGAACUUGAAGAAGGCAAAGACAGCCUUUGUUGUCUAGAAAAAGCUGUCGAACUGUUGGAACGUGAAUUAGCCAGCGAACCCGUCGCCAUGGAUGAAGAUAUGGAAGGAGGGGCUUCCGAAAACACGAACAAUGCAAGGAAAUUCACGAGCAGAAAGCUUUCAAAUGCGUAUGUUUGCAUUUCGGAAUUAUUUACCACAGAUUUAUGUGAUGAGCCUAACGCCGAGGAAAGAGUUGUUGCAUCAAUAGAAAAGGCACUUGAACUGGAUCCGUCAAAUCCAGAGGCCGUUCAGGCAAAGGCGUCGUACCAUUUGAUUAAAGGAGAAUUUGAAGACGCUACACGUGAGAUAAAACGAUCUCUUGACAUGUGGCUUCCUGCCUUCGAAAGGUCCGUAGAAGGCGGCCUUGAAGACGCUGAUGAGCAGGUACCGCCAUUCAACGUUCGUCUGUCUGCUGUAAAGCUUUUGCUAGACUUGGAGCUGUUUACAGAAGCGACCACUAUACUUGAUGGGCUCGUGUUGGAAGACGAGAAUUGCGUCGAUGUGUGGUAUCUGCUUGGAUGGACAAAUUUCCUUAGAAUGGAUCACUAUCUUCCAACCGCCAAAUUCUAUCUCAAGAAGGCCAGCAAGGUAGGUUCCGCAUAUGGAUGCGAUGAUGAGGGUAUGAUGAACCAUAUUGAAGAACUUCUUGAAGACUUGAAAGAAAUACAGAGUGAAGACGAGGAUGAUGAAGACUCAUGGUCAACAGAAGAUGAAGAAAACUGACUGAGAAGAUGAAAUAUUUGUUAAAAGACGACUUUCGUUCAAGCUUCAAAAAGAGAAUAAUAAUGGAUAUGCUUGUGGUAUGUUGCAACAUGAAAGAUGAUAUUACUAUAGUGGUGCUAUAUCAUUUGCGUUACGAACUCAGCUAAAAUUCAUGCCUGUUGUCAUUCUAUGGAUCUACAUACACUCAUUUGGCGGUAAACGUAAUUUAUCAUUUUUACGAAAGCCUACAGUUUAGCGUUUUGCAUCAAUGAGGAAAUGGCCGAUGUAGCUUGUGUUAGGCUCGCGAUAAGCUUAAGGUAGCUGCGAAAUGUCAUUUUACUCUAAUACAUUACAGAGAAUAAAAUCAAAGCGUUUGUUUUCUAAACCAGCAAAUAUCUAAUGUCAUUGCGGAGAAAUUGCAUUGAUAGUUUAGUUUUUUUUUUAUUACUUGACAUGAUAUGAAGCCUUCUAUAUGUACAUUUUAUUUUCGGUUUUUAGCACAUUACUCCUACAUAAAUGUCAUUGUUCGUCUACUGCAGCUUUUGCUUGUGUUUCUCGGAAACAUUCCGGAAGAAAAUUUUGUAGUAGGAAAUGUGGCUGUAAGUUACACUGUUUUAAAAUUAACAGCUGUAAUUCUCUGUGCUAUAAGCGCCCAUGUUUCAACAAACUGACGGUCGCGACGACGUAAUAUUGGCAUGCAAGGUUCUUUUCAGUCAUGUGAUUUCUUGCUUGCAAUUACGAUGCUUAUCUUUCGAGGCGUUUCUGUUUUUUUGGCUAUUUUGCUGGUGUUUCUUAGGAGAUCAUUAAAAUAAAUCCAAAUACGCAGAUGAAACCUUUAUUGAAUAAUAAAGUUGGAGUAGUGGUGCAACACUUUUUUAAUGUUGUUAUUAAAGCACCCCGAAUUUUGGCAUUGUUUCUAAUCCGAGAAACAUUUAUUUAGAAGUGGCGCCUGUAUGUGAUGGGAAGAGCAGCUUUUAACUGGUAGACUAAAACAUUAAAAAUUUGAUACAUUCAGGAAUAUACUAUACGUACGUUGGCAAAAUUGUACAGAUCGCCAAUGCAGUAGAACACGGUUGAUAUGAUUCCUCACUACGCUGUCCUCCAAAUCACCAAACGUGACCGUUUAAAUGUUAAGAGAAGUACCUCUUGGCCCGCUAAGGGUACUUUAUAUAUAGUACCCGUCGUACACACAAAUCAACGAGGAAAAGCGCUUGAGCCUCAUCGGUGAUCAGUGAGAAUACCAUCAUCACAACUUAUUUCAAAACCAAUACUCCAAUCCAGAUGAUGUGUAGAACGUGAAAAAGGGCAUCUUACCUUUGCGAAAGCGGUCAGUUCAACCGCUUGCAAAUCUUCUGGAAGCGGUUGAACUGCAAAGAAUAACACUUUCAAGGAUCCACACACACACACACACACACACAGUAUGAAUAGGAAUUAGCAGUUACUAUAGGAAUUGUAUCACUAGGUUUUGGUACGGAAUAUAGAAGCUACCCAUGUAUAAUAAUGAAAAUUCGAUCGAAGAAAAAUGCCAGUAAUCAUAAAAUAAAUUUUGGAUAUGCACACGGGUUAGGAAUUUGAAUAUAUGUCAGUCACCCUGGUUAUUUAUUAAUAAAUGAGAAGAAA
Messenger RNA from Varroa destructor (honeybee mite), 2866 nucleotides. RefSeq lists its product as uncharacterized. Gene Ontology annotation, molecular function: phosphatidylinositol binding; protein binding. Gene Ontology annotation, biological process: determination of ventral identity. The record is from RefSeq and is a predicted model, not a curated record. Gene Ontology annotation, cellular component: membrane. NCBI's taxonomy places the organism in Eukaryota, Metazoa, Arthropoda, Arachnida, Mesostigmata, Varroidae.